CUCCCCCCUCUCUCUCUCUGUCAGUGUCAUUCUGUAGUGGAGAUGUGGAGUGUCUUUCUGUCUCUCUGUCUGUUUUUCCAGCCUAAUUCAGCGGAGGAAGUGAUGCUGCUGGACACAACAGAGUCUACCUCAGAGCUGGGCUGGACCACAUAUCCAGACACAGGGUGGGAUGAGGUCAGUGUCCUGGACGACCGCGGGAAGCUCAUACGAACCUUUGAAGUCUGUAAUGUCAACCAAAAUCCCCGUCUGCAGGACAACUGGUUGGCUACUCCUUUCCUGUACCGACACUCAGCUCCACGGGUGUUUGUCACGUUGCGUUUCUCGGUGCGUGACUGCGCCAGCCUGCGAUCACCGUCACCCACCUGCCGAGAGACGCUCACCCUGUACUACAAACAGGCCGACUCCCAGAGGGAGCUGGAGAGGACCUGGGUAGCUGAGCCGUCCAACAAGGAGAAGGAAACCAGGGAGGGCUGGGUGAAGAUUGACACCAUUGCAGCUGAUAAGAGUUUCUCCAAGGUGGAGCCGAGUUCACCUCACCAGUACCAACCAAACAGAUACAGUCGAAUCAACAUCAAGACACGGAGCUUUGCCCCUCUCACACGCAAUGGAUUUGUCCUGGCUAUUGUCGACAGUGGAGCUUGUGUUUCCCUCAUGGGUGUGUCUAUCUUCUACCGGCGCUGUCCUGCCACCAGCCUCUACUUGGCGUCCUACCCGGCGACUCCCUCAGGGGCAGAGCCGACGGCCUUAGUGCCUGUGAGCGGGACAUGUGUCCCCCACAGUAAAGCACAAGGAGGCACGCCCCCUCGCAUGCACUGCAAUGCUGAAGGAGAGUGGAUGGUACCUGUGGGAGGAUGUGUCUGUGAUGAAGGCUAUGAACCGAACCUCAAUGGAUCUGCCUGCUUGGCUUGUCCUGUGGGCUACUUCAAGUCAGUUUCAGGCUCUGUUCCCUGCUUGGUGUGUCCCUCCAACAGCAGAACCAGCCAGGAGGGAUCGAGUGCGUGUGAAUGUCGCAGUGGCUUUUACCGGGCAGCCAAUGAUGCCAACUCCUCUGCCUGCACAACUCCUCCAUCUGCUCCGAUGUCUGUGUCCUGGGAGUAUGAGAGCGGCGAUGGCGGGGUGUCCCUAAGGUGGCGCCCCCCAGUGGACAUGGGAGGCCGCAGCGAAGUGUGGUACGGGGUGGUGUGUCGCAUCUGCCCCUCACCCACCUUCACCAACCCGGCGUCAUGCUCCUGGUGUGGGGAGGGCGUCACCUUUAGCCCCUCCCAGACCAACCUGAAACAAACCAAGGUCACCCUCAACAACCUGCUGACCAGAGUCACUUAUCUCAUACAGGUGCAAGCCAUGAAUGAGGUGUCAGCUUUGAGUCCUUUUUCAGCUCGAUACACAAGCAUCAAUUUCACGACAAGCCAGUCAGUUCCCAGUACAGUUCCCAUGAUGCACCAGCUGAGCCGAGCCCCAGAAUCCAUCACUCUUUCGUGGCCUCAGCCAGACCGGCCCAACGGAGACAUCCUGGAGUACCAACUCAGAUACUAUGACAAGGGUUCAGAUGUGGACAGUGCAGUGAGUGUGUACAGUGAGACCAACACUGUGACCGUCAACUCUCUGAUUCCCGGAUCCAUCUACGCCUUCCAGAUCAGAGCUCGAAAUGAACGAGGCUACGGCCCCUACAGCAACACCAUCUACUUCACCACACUGCCUCUGGAAGAACAUUCACAGCAGAUCCAGAACCGGCUUCCUCUGCUGGUCGGGUCAGUCAUGGGUGGGGCGGCUUUUCUCCUUGUUGUGGCAGCGAUUGUGGUUGUGGUGGUAUUUCGCAGGAAGAGGAGGGAGAGUCCGUACAGUGACAGACUCCAGAGGUACAUCAGUAACCGAGGUGGAGUAAAGUACUAUGUGGACCCAUCCACGUAUGAAGACCCCAGUGAGGCAGUCAAAGAGUUCGCCCGGGAGAUUGAUCCCACUCACCUCAAGAUUGAGGAGGUGAUAGGUGCCGCUCAGUUCGGUGAGGUUUCUCGAGGUCGUUACCGUCCGGUGGGUCGCAGGGAGGUGCUGGUAGCGGUAAAGACUCUUCGCUGGGGGGCGUCCGACAGGGAGAGGGGGAUGUUCCUCAGUGAAGCAGGGGUCCUUGGCCAGUUUGACCAUCCCAACGUGCUGAAGUUGGAGGGCGUGGUCACUCGCAGCCCCCCAGAGAGGAUCAUCACUGAGUUUAUGGAGAACGGGCCACUGGACGCAUUCCUCAGGGAGAACGAGGGCCAGUUCAGCGUCCUCCAGCUUGUUGGGAUGCUCAGGGGGAUUGGUGCAGGGAUGCGUUACCUCUCUGAGAGAAACUUUGUCCACCGGGACGUAGCAGCCAGAAACGUGCUGGUGAACUCCAACUUGGUCUGUAAGGUGUCCGACUUUGGCUUGUCCCGACUCAUGAGGGGCCUGGACCACAACAUGCCUACGUACACUGCCUCAUUGGGCAGUAAGAUUCCUGUGAGGUGGACGGCCCCAGAAGCUUUUCAGCAUCGCAAGUUCAGCUCAGCUAGUGAUGUCUGGAGCUUUGGCAUACUGAUGUGGGAAGUGAUGUCAUACGGAGAGCGUCCGUACUGGGACAUGAGCAAUCAGGAGGUGAUGAAGGCCGUAGCAGACCAGUAUCGUCUCCCUGCCCCCCACAACUGCCCCUCUGCCCUCCACUCUCUGAUGCUUCAGUGCUGGCAGGGUGAUCGAGGGGACCGGCCAGGCUUUGACUCCCUCCUGUCCUCCUUGGAUCGGCUCAUCAGGCACCCUGCCUCCCUCAAGGCGGAGCCGACUCGCUGUUCUCAGACGCUGCUCAGCCCCACCCCCACAGACUUAUCAUCAGUGGCGACGGUCAGUGAUUGGCUGAAGGCAUUGAGGAUGGAGAGAUAUCAGGAUGAGUUUGAUCGGGCCGACCUGGACACUUUAGACAGAGUCAGCAAGCUCAACAUGGAUGAUGUCCAGAAUAUCGGGGUGAACCUGCUGGGACACCAAAGGAAGAUCGUCAGCGCAGCCCAGCAGCUCAAGUCCCAUCUGACGCAGGGACAGGUGGAGGUGUGAAAUCCAACCACAGAACAACCAGUGCCAUGGAUUUCUACGGUCUUUCAUAUUCCUCUGCUUGUUUUGUCUGGUUUCUCCAACACUUUUAAGUUCAUGGAGCACAUUUUAAGCCAAAACAAAAAGAGAAUCAGCUUCGAGUGCUGCUGGGUAUUCUAACAAACCUGACACCACAACCAGAAGGGGUGAAAAAUAGGAUUGGACUUUUCCUGCCAGCCAUUCAAGGCAAAUAACAGAAGAGAGAUGCGCUAUGGGAGCUGGAGUCCAGGUCAAAGUGAAGCUAGGGUGUUGCUAAGGAAAAGGAGGACUUUAAAGAUUCCUCAAUGUUUUUCACUCAAUUUCACUUCACUGUUGUCUGCCUUCUUCUCUCCUCACCCAUCUGCCAUCCUACCUCUCACCUUCUCUUCCAGCACUGUCCCUCCCUCAAACUUUUCAAUUUCCCCAUCCUCACUGAGUACAAUAAAACUAUAAAAAUAUUUUUUGUUAAAAUACUCAUGGAGAUCUCUCCUCAGAAAGAAUUGCGUGAAGACAAUCAAAGCCUUUUUCUAAUAUUUUUUGAAUUUUUUGUAAAGUUUUAUCAUUUCUUCUCUACUUAAAAUGCCAUAUUUUGAAAACAGAAAACAGUGUACUACCUAGCAGCCUGUGGUUUGCCUUAUAAGGUUUUACCAUUAGCUUUGAAAAAUUUGUAGUUUGCUCAGUGUCCAAGCAAAAUGCUAUGAACCACCAGUCCAAAGUCAGUACCACAGACCCUGAAGUUAGCUAUGAAGCACUGCCAUGAAACAGGGAAAACAAAAAAAACUAAACAAAAAGAUGCUUUUAAAAAACUGUAAGCCAUAUUUUCCCUGUUUAAAGGAGAUAUCCAUGGUCAGAGAGCAGCCCUGUUUGCAUCACUCACUCUCACUGUAGGGCUUCUCAUAUGCUGUUAAACACUACAAACGUCACCUCAGCUGCAAACACAAAUGUGCAUCUGUGAUGAGGACAGAACCGAACAGCACUCACGUUUAUGUGUACACUUCAAAAUUCACCUCUUUUUGUUUGAUUGCUAGAGUAAAGACACUGAGUCAUUGAAGCAUUGUGAAUGUGUGCAAUGGGAAAGAUGGACAAAAUCUGAUCUGAUUUAAACUUGAAGGAAGGAGGCGAAAUGCUUUUUAAGUAUGUACCUGUGUGUCUGUAACUUGUGUGUGCUGUGUAUGAGGCUUUGU
Molecule: messenger RNA, 4253 nt
Organism: Xiphias gladius (swordfish)
Lineage: Eukaryota; Metazoa; Chordata; Actinopteri; Istiophoriformes; Xiphiidae
Gene: ephb6
Product: eph receptor B6
Exons: 19
Coding region: 43-3054 (1003 amino acids)
Biological process (GO): central nervous system projection neuron axonogenesis; cell surface receptor protein tyrosine kinase signaling pathway; protein phosphorylation
Cellular component (GO): plasma membrane; neuron projection
Molecular function (GO): ATP binding; protein binding; transmembrane-ephrin receptor activity
Source: RefSeq, a predicted model, not a curated record